This is a messenger RNA of Rasamsonia emersonii CBS 393.64, 732 nucleotides long. RefSeq names its product Oxidoreductase, short-chain dehydrogenase/reductase family. The record is from RefSeq and is a predicted model, not a curated record. Lineage: Eukaryota; Fungi; Ascomycota; Eurotiomycetes; Eurotiales; Trichocomaceae. The transcript has 2 exons. Gene Ontology annotation, molecular function: oxidoreductase activity. The coding region runs from base 1 to 732 and encodes 243 amino acids.
AUGUCGCUCGCCGGCCGUGUCGUUCUCAUCACCAGCGCGUCCAAGGGCAUCGGGAAGGCCGCUGCGCAGCGGCUGGCCGCCGACGGGGCCAGCGUGGUCGUCAACUACCUGACCGACGCCGCCUCGGCCUCCGCGCUCGUCGAGCAGAUUGGGCCUGAUCGGGCACUGGCGGUGCAGGCCGACGUGUCGAAAGUGGACGAGAUCCGUCGUCUGGUCGAGGCCACGGUGGCGCGCUUCGGCCGCAUCGACGUGGUCAUCGCGAAUGCCGGCGUGCUGCCCGUGAAGGACCUGGACAGCACGACCGAGGCCGAUUUCGACGCCGCCUUUGCCCUCAACGUCAAGGGGCCCUAUUUCCUGGUCCAGCAGGCCGCCCGCCAUAUGCCCGCCGGCGGACGUGUGAUUUUCCUCUCCACCGGCGUCACGUCCGUUUCGUCCAUCACGCCGCCCUAUCUCCUCUACGCGGCCACCAAGGGGGCCAUCGAGCAGAUGACGCGCGUGGUGGCCAAGGAUCUCGCGCGCAAAGGCAUUCUGGUCAACGCCCUUGCCCCCGGGCCCACGGCCACCGAGCUGUUCCUCCGCGGCAAGUCCGAGGCCACCCUGCGCACCGUGGCCGCGUUUAGCCCGUUCAACCGCAUCGCGCAGCCGGACGAGAUGGCGGGGACGAUUGCCUUCCUAUGCGGUCCGGACACAAGGAAGAAUAUAUCAGCAGAAUAUGUCAGAAUAUCUCAGUGA